Ricinus communis (castor bean) is the source of this 567-nucleotide messenger RNA. RefSeq lists its product as uncharacterized. The transcript has 4 exons. Bases 1 to 567 code for a protein of 188 amino acids. The record is from RefSeq and is a predicted model, not a curated record. NCBI's taxonomy places the organism in Eukaryota, Viridiplantae, Streptophyta, Magnoliopsida, Malpighiales, Euphorbiaceae.
AUGUCCUUCAACAUAGGCUGCAACCAUCUUGAGGUUGUACCUAGCAAUUUGUUUUCACUUUUGACAGAUUUUAUCGUGAAAACUUUUCUGCAGGUGGCUGUUGCUACUCGCAUGGUGAAUACUAGUAGAUUGAUGAGAUGCUAUGUCAAAGGACCAAGCAGCAGUCCGGUUUUGCAAUUUUCUAAUAAUGACACUGGUUAUGGCGCGGGGAUUGCAUUUUGGCCUAUUUUUCUUUCUUUCGAGCAAUUAGCAGAGAAGCUUGUUCAGAUGUUUAUAUUUGAGUUGAAUCUGAAGAGACUGCUUGUAGUAGAAUUACUUACCCUUAGCAGCGAAGGCCCACAAGUCAAUGAAUUACGUUGGUCAAAUGAGCUGUAUCCUGGAGAAAUCGAUGAUUUGAGCAUUUGCAACUUAUAUUCGAUGGAAACUUGCAAACCAGUACCUCUGGAUCGGCGGAAACGAGUACAAAUGCCUACCAUGCAAUUCAAGAGUCGACCAAACCGUGAAGUUCUGCAGGUGUAUCUAACAACAUGGCUGGCAGAAGAAGUGAGCAUCCAUACCCAUAGGUGA